Nelumbo nucifera (sacred lotus) is the source of this 514-nucleotide messenger RNA. RefSeq lists its product as uncharacterized. Lineage: Eukaryota; Viridiplantae; Streptophyta; Magnoliopsida; Proteales; Nelumbonaceae. The record is from RefSeq and is a predicted model, not a curated record.
AUUAAUUUAUUUUAUUUGGUUUUAUUUUGGAUACUUGAGUACUGACAUCUUAUCUGCUUGACAAAUAGUAUCAUCCUCUUAAACUAAACCAGGAGAAGAAAAAUGGAUGCAAUGCAAGUAGCUCUUCCCAUUGUGGGAAUUGUCGCAGCUGCAGCCGUCGCAUUCUACGCAGUAAGCUUUGCAGAGCUUCGGGAGAAAUCUUUCAGAGAUUUGGAGGACUCAGACUCUGAAAAUGGAAUAUUUAAGUCGUCUCUGAGCUCCAGAGAACGCCGAGCCAGAAGAAAAUCAGAAAAACAAGCUAAAGACUAGACUAUUUGUGGAUAUCUCCGCUAUCUUAUCCUUUCAGGUCUUGUUUGUGGGCUUUUCCAAUUCGCGUUAUGAGUUAAUAUGAGAUUUGAAGUUGAUUUUCAUCUUUUUUUUCUCUCACUUUAAUACUCCAUAUAUAUACCUCACCAGAACGUUCAUUUGGUAAGAACUGAAAAUAAAAGUGAGAGAAUCAAUUGAAUUAUUCUAA